CCGGGCGGGGCGGAGCGGAGCGGGGAGAGAGGCGGCAGGAGCCGCAGCCGCCCGGCGCUUUGGCCGCUCGCUCUCUCGGCGCCGCGAUGGCUUCGCUCCGCUCCGGCCCGGCCUGGUGGCGCCUCCUCUCCUUGGCCGUGUUCGGCCCCGUCCUCUGCGGCCGGCCCGGGCGGGCUGAGCCGGAGCCGGGCCCGGGCUCGGACGCGGGCCCGGCGGCGGAGGCGGACCCGCACGGGCGGCACCUCUACAGCGCGGAGAUGCUGCGGCACGGCACCGCCGCCGCCCCCCACUUCGUCAUGUUCUUCGCCCCGUGGUGUGGACAUUGUCAGCGUCUCCAGCCAACUUGGAAUGAUUUGGGAGAUAAAUACAACAACAUGGAAAACCCGCAGGUCUACGUUGUUAAAGUGGAUUGUACUACAGAUACUCCACUGUGCUCUGAAUUUGGCGUCCGAGGAUACCCUACCCUAAAGCUGUUUAAACCAGGACAAGAACCUCUGAAAUACCAAGGCCCCAGGGACUUCCAGACACUGGAAAACUGGAUGUUGGAGAAACUAAAUGAGGAACCAUCUCAUCCAGAAUCUGAUGUGGAACCACCAAAAGCCCCUGAACCUAAGCAGGGAAUGUAUGAACUCUCAGCAGACAACUUCAAGAUGCACAUAGCAGAAGGUAAUCACUUUAUCAAAUUCUUUGCCCCGUGGUGUGGUCAUUGCAAGGCUUUGGCCCCAACCUGGGAACAGCUGGCUCAAGCUUUUGAGCAUUCGGAAACUGUCAAGAUUGGCAAGGUUGACUGUACCCAGCAUUAUGAAGUCUGCUCUGAAACCCAAGUUCGUGGCUACCCCACACUCCUCUGGUUUAGGAAUGGUGAAAAGGGUGACCAGUACAAAGGGAAGAGGGACUUCGAUUCCUUAAAGGAAUAUGUGGAUUCCCAACUGCAGAGCUCAGGGAAAGAGCCCCCAGCAGACAAACCUGCUGAAGCCCCGCAGCCACCUGCAGAACCCACCCCUGUUGAGGCUGCAGUGCUCUCUCUCUCUGAAAAAGACUUCGAUGCAACCAUUGCUAGGGGGAUCACCUUUAUUAAAUUCUUUGCUCCAUGGUGUGGUCACUGUAAGAACUUGGCUCCAACUUGGGAGAACCUUGCCAAAGAGCAAUUUCCAGGUUUGACUGAUGUCAAAAUAGCAGAAGUAGACUGCACUGUGGAACGUAAUGUCUGCAACAGAUUUUCUGUUCGUGGUUAUCCUACACUUCUGCUUUUCCGAGGUGGAAAGAAAGUCAGUGAACACAAUGGAACGAGAGACCUUGAGUCACUGCACAGCUUUGUCUUGCGUCAAGCAAGGGAUGAAUUGUAAUAAAAGUCUGGAUGCUCCGUCCCUGGCUGUCUUUGUACAGUAUCUGAGGGAUUUCAAUCAUUGCUAAAUUUCAAAUAGUGUAUUUGGGGUUGGGGGGGUGGGGAUUUGGGCUUUUUUUAAAUUUCUUUUUUAGGAAACCGAAUGUACUAUACAUUGGUAUCUUCCCUCUCUGUGUGUGUUAAAGACAUGCUACCUUGUGUGUGAAGGAAAACUAACAAGUAGUUACUGUGCAAAGUGAGAAUAUUUUCAGCAUGGUACUAUUACUGCAUUUCUGUGUUCCCACAAUGAAGUGUAAAUGGUUUCCUUUGAGACUAAAAUACAUUAAGAAAACCAGCUUAAGGGCACCAGUAGAAUAUUUUUGUCUUCAGGUUAGAUUUGGUUAAAAAGUAGUCCUUACAAAAUGUCCACCAUUACUAGAAAGGCAAAAGCUACACCUGUGUUGAGUGCCGCUGUACUUAAUCCCUAUUUGUCUUAAUAUAGCUGCUGGAUAAGAAACGGAAUGUCAUGGGAGGUUGCAAACACACAUACACACACACUUUUGGAAGAUACCAAGCCACCACGAGCUGGUUGUUUCCUGUUACUCCUCUCAGUGUGGGAGGUCUAGCCAUAAUGAAAGUGAUGGUACUGUAACAUGUGCCUGAACAUUACUGAUGCCAUAGUGUACAUGUGUCAGGUGCAUUUUCGUAGGCUGUUUCCAUCCAGCUCCAGAGGAGCAACUCUGCUCUACUUCUAUAGAGCCAAAGUUGUUGUAACCGCUCCGUUAACGUUAAAUGAUCAGAGCUGAUGACACGGGUUUCGUGCCCUCGCCUGCAUCCACACUUCGUGCUGACUUGCUCCUUAUUCAGAGUACUUAAACAACAAGUAGUACAUUUUUUGUUUUGGUUUUUUGGUUUUUGUUCAGCUAUCCUACAGUAGUAUAAAGUAGUUCCCCACUCCUCUUCUUGAGCCUUAACUGUUUCCCAAGCUGCAAGUGUUGGUAAGUUUGAAUGCUAGGACCAGGCACUCUGUGGUGCCCUGGGUUAGAAUAUGGAUCUGUUCUUUGGUGCAGAAGCUGUUCCAUGUUAGACAUAAUUGAAAGCCAAAGAAUUUACGCUACAGAGACUGUGAUGAUACAAAGACAACAGCAAACCAAGGACUGAAUUCUGCCAUCUCGUGCGCAUAGAAACUCAUGGAAUGAGGAUGACUACAGGCUGACUAAUCUGUCAAGAUGCUGAUUUUUGUCCAUCAUAUGGAAUAAGUUGGGUUUGUGUGUUUUGUUUUUUUGGGUUUGUUUUGUUUUGUUUUUUUAAAGCAAACCAGCAACGAAUAUUUAAACCAGUGAAUUUCUCCUAGUACUCCACUUCACUGUCUGUCCAGAACUUUUGAUUCUGUUCAAUUUAAAAAUAUGUAAGGGUGAAAAAGCCACAGUGAAAGCUAAGUGUUGUACUGGCAGAUGUAUUAGAUCAAUGUAUAUACUUCUGCCUUAAAGAAAGCCUUUAUUAUCAUGUUUUUAACAACUUUCUAGUGAAGCACAAUCUCAUGAGUUUCUUGUAUAAAAUCAAAGUGGUACAAUUGUUUACACUGAGAUUUUUCUAAAUAAAAACUUUUUUAAAAAGCA
Columba livia (rock pigeon) is the source of this 2943-nucleotide messenger RNA. RefSeq names its product thioredoxin domain containing 5 (gene TXNDC5). The record is from RefSeq and is a predicted model, not a curated record. Gene Ontology annotation, cellular component: endoplasmic reticulum. The transcript is spliced from 10 exons. Lineage: Eukaryota; Metazoa; Chordata; Aves; Columbiformes; Columbidae. Bases 87 to 1346 code for a protein of 419 amino acids. Gene Ontology annotation, biological process: protein folding. Gene Ontology annotation, molecular function: protein disulfide isomerase activity.